CAAAACCCCUCAAAACGAACUAACUAUGAAACUGCCCAUAUCUUUAAACAGAAGCGCUAACGGCCUCUUCACUUCCCAAAGCCGACCUUUUUUCUUCCGUCCUUUGAUCUCCUUUCCUCCUCUGAGAAAAUCUCCAAUUCGCCCCAACACUGCAAAUUCCUCCUUGAAAUUCUCUUCCUUCAAAUCCACCGGACCAUUUCUUCGAUUUUACAAUUCAACAAUGUCGAUAACUACUACUACUACUACUACUACUACUGCAUCGUCUCAACCGCCAAUUCAGGUCAAAGACCACAUCGAAUUAACCCCAAAGGAGAAGGAAAUUUUUCAUCGGCUUCUUCAAGUUGUCCGCCAUUUUGAUCUCGAAACUGAACUCCGUGUUGCCGGUGGCUGGGUUCGUGAUAAGCUUCUUGGUAAAGAUAGUGAUGAUAUCGAUGUUGCUAUUGACACUAUGUCGGGAAGAGAGUUUUGUGAAAAAAUCAAUGAGUACUUGUCAUAUACUGGUGAGGAAACUCCAGGAAUUGGUGUUAUUCAGUGCAAUCCUGAUCAGUCAAAACACUUGGAAACAGCUAGGAUGCGCUUGUUUGAUGUAUGGAUUGAUUUUGUUAACUUAAGAUCUGAAGACUAUAGUGAGAGUAGCCGUAUCCCAGUGAUGAGAUUUGGUACUGCAAAGGAGGAUGCAUAUCGUAGGGAUUUAACCAUUAACAGUUUGUUCUACAACAUUAACAAAGAUUCAGUGGAAGAUUUGACUGAAAGAGGCAUAUCAGAUCUUAAAUCUGGAAAAAUAGUGACUCCAUUGCCUCCAAAGCAAACCUUUUUGGAUGAUCCACUGCGAGUUCUUCGAGCUAUACGUUUUGGUGCACGGUUUGGCUUCGCUCUGGAUGAAGAGUUGAGAAAAGCUGCUUCUGAUGAGGAAGUCAAAGCUGCUAUUGCAAAUAAAAUCAGCAGAGAACGUAUUGGUCAUGAAAUUGAUCUUAUGGUAUCUGGCAAUCAACCGGUGAAAGCACUGACCUAUGUUUCUGAUUUGCAGCUUUUUGGCGCCGUGUUCAGUCUUCCUUUGGAGUUUGAGCCUGAAAUUCCCGAUAGAUAUGAUAGUGUUUGUGUUGCUGACUUGGAUUCUGCUUGGAGACUUUUGGAAGCAAUUGGUUGCCCUUUCAGUGCAGAUCAACAGCGGCUGUUUCUGUAUGCUGCUUUGUUUCUUCCUUUUAGAGAGAAUGUGUACAAAGAAAAAAAGGCUAAAAAGAUUCCAGUUGUUAGCUACAUCAUUCGCAAUUCUCUCAAGCUAAAGGCCAGUGAUGCUGAGAUGGUCAUAAGCUUGCAUAUCGCAACAAAAAAGUUUGUGUCCUUGAUUCCUUUUAUAGUAUCCAAGGAGGAUAUACAGAUUCUUGAAGUUGAUUGGAAAAAAGAAAUAAUUGAUGUCCCUUUUGCUUCAAAACUUAGAAUAUUGGCUGGAUUACUCUUACGAGACAUCAAAGACUUUUGGAGGGCUGCAUUACUGCUGUCUAUGCUGUUAUACCCUACAGAUAUUUAUUCUGCCACCAGUUCUUUUGAAUUUGAUAAGAGGAGAGAAGUAUAUAACAUGGUUGAGGAAGCAAUUCUGGAAAAAGGUCUAGAUAAAGUUUGGGAAGUAAAACCGUUGGUGGAUGGAAAGGAGAUUAUGAGUAUUUUGGAUCUUAAGACUGGAGGACCACUUGUCAGAGAAUGGCAACAGAAGAUGAUUGAGUGGCAGCUUGCCCAUCCCUUUGAAUCUAAAGAUAAAUGUAUUCAAUGGAUGAAUGAAGCAUCCUCCAAACGCGCAAGAUUGGAGUAACUGUUCCAGUACUCAUAGAUGCAAUUAUCUGGUUCCUGUUUGCCCAGCUGUGUGCUUGGUGUCAUAUUUGAAGAUUCAAAACUGUGGUUCUUGCUGCCAAUUUUACUUCCCCUGGCAGCCUGCGCAUAGUAGGGUCACAAUAUCUGUAGAUCAUUGUUAAGUUUGUAUAGCUUUUUCCUUCUGAAGGAAUAUGAUUAACUAAAUAUAUAUCCCCAGUGAUACCAGAUAAUAACCUAACCUCUCCAGUGCGCUACUAUAGGAGAUUGCUAGAAAGAUGAAAAUUUCUCCCAAAACCGGAUAUGGGGCAAAAUUUUUGUACAGUUUAGGAAUGCAUGCUUUUGAUGAAAAUCUGUAUGUUUUUUGGUAAA
Coffea eugenioides is the source of this 2175-nucleotide messenger RNA. Its product is annotated as putative CCA tRNA nucleotidyltransferase 2. The record is from RefSeq and is a predicted model, not a curated record. Bases 26 to 1807 code for a protein of 593 amino acids. Gene Ontology annotation, biological process: tRNA 3'-terminal CCA addition. The transcript is spliced from 15 exons. Lineage: Eukaryota; Viridiplantae; Streptophyta; Magnoliopsida; Gentianales; Rubiaceae. Gene Ontology annotation, molecular function: RNA binding; ATP:3'-cytidine-cytidine-tRNA adenylyltransferase activity.